AUGGUCUUCCACGGCUGGAAGUGGCUCCUCCUCUUGGGCAGGCAAAACACCUUUGCCAAGGCUUGGAGGAACAGGAGGGGAGACCCAUCUCUGUGCUGGAAGCGUUGCUGCCAUUGGAGUGCUGGCAAGUCUCUGGACCCCGAGGUGAGAGCAUUUUUGGAGGAGAACACAGAGGUAACCAGCAGUGGGCACCUCACGCCAGAGAUACGACUGCGCCUCCUCACCCCUCGCUGCAGGUUCUGGAGGGAAAAACCUGACCUGUGGCCUUAUGGGGACCCAUUCUGGGCAAUUUACUGGCCAGGAGGCCAAGCCCUCUCCAGGUAUAUUUUAGAUAAUCCACGGGUUGUUAAAGGACGAUCGGUUUUGGAUCUUGGAAGUGGCUGUGGAGCAACAGCAAUAGCUGCUGUGAUGAGUGGUGCAUCUCAAGUCCUUGCUAAUGACAUUGACCCUAUUGCAGGAAUGGCGAUGAUCUUGAACUGUGAACUGAACCACCUGAAUCCCUUCCCCAUCACCAUUAAGAACAUCAUUAAUUCAGAGGCUGGCAACUGGGACCUCAUUGUUCUAGGAGAUAUGUUUUAUGAUGAACAACUUGCCGAUGGUCUGCAUCACUGGCUGAGGAAAUGCAUCAGGAUACAGCAAACUGAAGUGCUGAUUGGUGACCCUGGCAGGCAUCAGUUUUUAAGCCACAGCAUUCGCAGUCAGUUGCACAAAGUUAUAGAAUAUUCCCUUCCCGAGUAUACUAGACAAGAAAACAAUGGAUUAACAUCAAGUAUCGUCUGGAGUUAUCAGCCCUCAAAUAGCUGAGAAAACUGUUAAUGCUGGCUUUCUAAUGAAUUGUCUCACUUUGCUGGCUAUUUUAUUGGAAAUAUGUAAAAUGAAAAUGGGAAUUAAACAUGGAGCAUAUCUGUGAUGCAAAGUAAAUUACUGUACCUUCACUGUACUGAUUUCAGUCAUGCUCACUGAGGCUUUUGGUCCAUUUGAGGUAAAAACUACAUGCAAACUGUAUUCAAAGGAGCCUGCACUAAAGUGCAAAUCCAAAGACAAGUUACAUGUAAGAGUUUGCAUGCUUGAUGUUUUUCAUGUAUAUUCAUGUCUUGCUCUCUGACACUGGACAUCCAGCAUACUGCUGUG
This is a messenger RNA of Mesitornis unicolor (brown roatelo), 1131 nucleotides long. It is a transcript of the gene ETFBKMT, whose product is annotated as methyltransferase like 20. The coding region runs from base 1 to 804 and encodes 267 amino acids. Lineage: Eukaryota; Metazoa; Chordata; Aves; Mesitornithiformes; Mesitornithidae. Gene Ontology annotation, biological process: peptidyl-lysine trimethylation. The transcript has 3 exons. Gene Ontology annotation, molecular function: protein-lysine N-methyltransferase activity. The record is from RefSeq and is a predicted model, not a curated record. Gene Ontology annotation, cellular component: mitochondrial matrix.